This is a messenger RNA of Thunnus maccoyii (southern bluefin tuna), 4999 nucleotides long. RefSeq names its product tripartite motif containing 32 (gene trim32). The transcript has 2 exons. The record is from RefSeq and is a predicted model, not a curated record. Lineage: Eukaryota; Metazoa; Chordata; Actinopteri; Scombriformes; Scombridae. Gene Ontology annotation, molecular function: protein binding; zinc ion binding. Bases 126 to 2183 code for a protein of 685 amino acids.
CUGCCUACGUAACGUCGUCAACACUGCAGUCUCUGACUAGCAGCUGCAGUAGCAGAAACACAGCACGCCCAUCAAAACCUCUGUACUUUCAACCAGCUAACACUGAAGGAAAGGCAAGCAUCAUAAUGGCGUCACCCUCCUAUCCACUGGACCCGGAUUUAAUGAGGGAGGUUCUCGAAUGCCCUAUCUGCCUGGAGACCUACAGCCAGGAUCAAAUGAGACCCAAACUCCUGCAGUGUGGUCACACAGUGUGCCGUCAGUGUCUAGAGAAGCUGUUGGCCAACACCAUCAAUGGUGUGCGCUGCCCAUUCUGCAGCAAGGUCUCCCGUAUGAGCAGUAUCUCCCAGCUGGCUGAUAAUCUCACUGUGCUCAAGAUCCUAGAUUGUACUACAUCUUGCAGUGCCGCUGCUGCUGCCCUGAUGUGCAAGUCCUGCUGCAGCCGCCUACCACGACAGUACUGCCAUGACUGUUCCACAGUUCUCUGUGAACUCUGUAAAGGGGAGGGCCACCUGCAUCAAGGCCAUUCAGUCCAGCCAAUUAGGGUGGCUGCUGAACAACGUCGUAAAGAACUGGGUGGGAAGCUGGCUGCUCUGCGCAAGGUUAUGGGCGAAAUUCAGAAGAAAAAAUCAACUAUUGAAAACAUCUCCAAGUCCUUGAGGCUAAAAUACCGAGCAGUGCAACAGGACUAUACUACAGCUGAGCUACGUCUUCAAGAGGAACUCAGCAGGUCUCGAAGGACGUUCACAGCUUCUAUGACAGAAGUGGAAAAGCUCAAUGGGCAGGUCCUGGAGGAGCAGACAUAUCUCCUGAACAUUGCAGAGGUAAAAGUGGUGUCACGCUGUGAUUAUCUGACAAUGCGGGUGAGGCAGAGUGAUGUCGCCUUGCUAAAGGAUGAUGGUGGAGGCAGUGAUGAUGAGGAGCUGGAUCUGAGGAGCAGCUUGCCCACGAUGUUUCAGCUGCAAGAGCCAGAGCUGAUCAGAACAGAGCACUCGAAACCUGUAGAAGUGGGCCAAUUGACCACAAACACUUAUACUGUCAAUACAGAUGACGAGGAGAGUGGGUUGGAGAUUGCACUUGAGGGUGAUGUAGACAGCGUAGGUGGGGCAGUAGGCGCUACAGGUGGUGCAAUGGGAGCUCCAGUGGAUCUUUACCGAGAUAUUGACAUGGUUACAGCUGUAGAGGAGGCGAUAAGUGAUUCACCUGGCAACUUUAAGUCAAAGUCCGUGGAUGCAGGGAGUGGAUCACCUGGAGGAGCUGGGGCGAGUGCAGGGCCCCCAGUCUGCCAGUUUGUGAAGAAGAUGGGUUGCAAAGGAACCCUACCUGGCAUGUUCAACUUACCAGUUAGCAUCUGCGUAUCAGCACAAGGUGAGGUCCUGGUGGCUGACCGUGGCAACUACCGCAUCCAGAUCUUUAAUCGCAAAGGCUUCCAGCAUGAAAUCCGCCGCAAUGCCAGUAGCAUUGACAACUUUGUCUUGAGCUUCCUUGGGGCCGACCUGCCUAACCUCAUCCCCUUAUCUAUUGCUGUCACUCCUCAAGGUCUGAUUGGGGUCACUGACAACUACGAUAACUCAGUCAAAGUUUACACUAUGGAUGGGCACUGUGUGGCUUGCCACAAGAACCAACUGAUUAAACCUUGGGGCAUUACUGCCAUGCCAUCAGGCCAGUUUGUGGUGUCAGAUGUGGAAGGCGGCAAGCUGUGGUGCCUUGCAGUGGACCGCAAUGUAGGUGUGGUCAGCUACAACCGAUUGUGCUCUGCUGUGCGGCCGAAGUUUGUGACAUGUGACACAGCUGGAACAGUCUAUUUCACCCAGGGCCUGGCCCUGAACUUUGAGAAACGCCACAAUGAGCCCCACCUGGAAGGCGGCUUCUCCAUUGGCUCAGUGGGUACCGAUGGCCAACUGGGCAAGCAGCUCAGCCAUUUCUUUGCAGAGACAGAGGACUUCCGCUGUAUCACUGGCAUGUGUGUGGAUGCCAAUGGGGAUUUGCUGGUAACGGACAGCGGCAGGAAAGAAAUCCUCCAGUUUCCCAAAGAGGGUGGAUUCAAAAUUCUCAUCCAGGAAGGGCUGACCUGCCCUGUGGGAGUGGCCACUACCCAGAAAGGGCAGCUGCUAGUUCUGGACUGUUGGGACCACUGUGUCAAAGUCUACACAUACAUUCAGAGGAGACACUCCUCCACCUCAUAGAGGAACAAUCCAAUCUAACUGCACAUAAGUAUGAGAGGUUUAGUAGGUAUGUGUUGGUAGGUGUGGAUGGAAGUUUGGAGAAGGUAGAAACACACUGUAAUCUGUCACUUAAAUUUGAGUGCAGUCCAAAUAAUUCUCACUCCAGCUUUCAUUGGUUCAUUAAAUGAAUGUUCUAGUCCUUGUAUUUCAGUUCAUGGCCUUCUGAAUUUUAGUUGUGUUACCUCAAAUUAAAAAUUGGCCUCUAAAGCUGUUUUUGAUUAUGAUUAUUUUAAUAGAUCACAACACUAAAACUGAUCUUGCAACAAUUUACGUCAAAGAAUGCUGGCACAAGUUGCCAGAUUAAAAUAAGCCAUUGAUGUCAAAGCUAACGCAGGCACAAAAUACAGAGGAUUUCCCUUCCUCUCUUACUGGCUGCUAUAUCCACCAGCCUGACUGUGUGUGAUGCACGGCUUUCCCUGAUUUGGCUCAGCUUUGCAACAAAAAAAAAACGAGAGGAGGAAGAGCUAAAAAUGAACCUGUAUUUAUAUAUGAAAUAAAACAUACCAAGGCUUCUGGCCUGUGAAGCACUUUAUUGUUGACAUGUCACUGUUCCCUAGUGUUUCUAGGUUUUAUUAGCACAGACUAACAUUGAUGUUGCUGAAUGCAGCUGGCAGCUUUAAAGUUUACUGUGCAGUUUGCUAAUGGCACAUCAGUAACCCAAGUAUCAGCAUUCAUUGACUUGCAUUCAGUAACAUUCAGGGAACAUACAGUAAGUGUAGAAUAUCAAGUUACCUACAGGGAAAGGAGUUGAACUACAAAAUCACAAGCUUAUGUGCUUUGAUGGAAAGCUGGGGAAUAUGGGGCCUGGUGAUAUGACAUUUACUGGGGUUUCUGUGGGUUUACAUUUUUUACUGACAUUGUCAGGAAAAAAAACUUUUGUACAGGUCUACAAUGGUAAAUAGGAUAUACCUUUAGCUGUUAAAUUCAUCUAUUUAUUUUUGUUAAAGCUGCUUUGAGGGUAGCUGAGUUGAUACCGCCAGAAUUAGACACAGACAAUAUUUAUUAUCAUUUUUCUGGAACUUAUUAAUACUGCCUAGCUAGCCUGUGUUCGUGCUCCUUUAUUCAACCAACUGCUCCUUACUUUCCAGCCACAGCCUCACUUAUGUCACUACUAGGCAAGUUGAGGUAGAAUUCUGCUCCAGAUCGUAUACCAGCUGUUUUGCUCAGUCAUACAUCUGAAUCGCAUUACUGUGGGCAGUUUUACUUCCGAUCGCAAACUGUCCUGUUGACCGUCCAGUCCUACUUGAAUACAUCCACAGCACCAUGAAUAACAAUUAAUCGAUGAAAGUUUUAGUCCUACUUCUCAGACAGAGCUGUUUCCAUUAUUAACAAAGUAGCAAAGUUCUGAGGUCCUACAGUAAAUGUUCUUUGUAACAGAUCUAUUCGCUGUGGAAACUGUCAGAGCUAUCUUUAAUUUACUUUUUGUUGCUAUGCCAAUACAAGAAACACAAGCACCCAGACCAUCAAAAAUGUUUACACAACCCUGUCCAAACCCGACAUUUAUUCCACUUGUUCCGCCCUACCUAGUGCUUACACACUCUUUGUAGGGAUCACUGGCAGGAGUGUUCAGAAUAGCACUGUUAGGAUAAUGUUGAGUGAAAACUCCAGCAACACACGCCAAACCUGGCUUUGUUACACUGCGAUGUUGGUUCAGUGUUGCUGUGUCUCCCUCAGGUUUUUAUUCAACACUAGACGACUUGCAACCAGAAUUCUCUAGCGUUGGUAGAUACGGUGAAGAUAGCAGCCAUAUACAGGGUUUUCCUAGUUAGUGCUAGUGUUAGUCUACAUGAAGUUGGUCUGUAUCAGCAUGCAUUUUAUGUAUUAUUUUAUCAUGUUGAUUUAUUGAAUUUUUGAGUCCAUGUAAAGCAUGAGAAAGAUGAUGCUUUCAGGUAAAAUAACAAAAGACGACACUUUUGAUGAAAAUAUUUUGUGGCCUAACUAUGGGGAAUCAAAUUAAUCAUUGAAACCCUCCCAUCAAUACUGUAUCAAACAUGUUCUGUUUCCAUAUAGUCCCAAAUAUGCCUGAGACAAUACACAUCUUUCAGUCCAGGUUCGCUCAUAAGAGCAUAUCACAUAGUUUGAGCCUUAAAAAUAAAUACUCUCACAAAGCUGACCUUAACUCUGCACGUGGAGCCCUAUUAAACAGCAACAUACAAAUAUACAUAUCUGAUAAUCAAACUGUAUCAUAAACAAUAAGUGUUUUUAAUAUUUCUAGCUAAGAGAUGAGGUGAAAAAAAUAACAAAAUUUAAGUAUCAGAUGAAGUCUGUCACAGUCAUUUUCUUGUGCUUUUUUAUUUCACUAUGUAUUUGUUUACCUCAACACUAAACUAAUUGAUUUUAAUAAUAGAUUCAGCUGCAUGUCAACCUUGCCAUCAAAAUUGAUUUUUGUCUCAGUGAUUACACUUUAUGCAAGUGGUAACUAGAAGUAGUCAUUAUUAGAGAAUAUUCAGACUCCUAACAAUAACAGAAAAAGGCAUACAAUGCUAGUAAAAUCAAGUGUCCUUGUGUCAGUGUGCUGAACAUGUGAGUGUGUCACAUAUGAAUAUGAUUUAUUUAAUUGGAGGAAAGUUAUGUCCUUGCAUUUUUAUUAGUUAAUUGAUUUAUACUACUGGAUUGUAUUAUUGCAAUAUGUCUAUGAACCAAACUCCCAUGUCCUUCAGGUGUUAUGUCGUUUGGAGGUUGUGGAUUUCACAAUGUGUUGAACACAUUACAGUCGUGUGUGUAGUCAAAUUCAUGUUUGUAUUGUUGAUUAUCUGAGUGCAAUAAACAUUUAUGAA